Molecule: messenger RNA, 366 nt
Organism: Cornus florida
Lineage: Eukaryota; Viridiplantae; Streptophyta; Magnoliopsida; Cornales; Cornaceae
Exons: 1
Coding region: 1-366 (121 amino acids)
Biological process (GO): DNA integration
Molecular function (GO): nucleic acid binding
Source: RefSeq, a predicted model, not a curated record
AUGACGUCAUGGCCAUUUGAUGCAUGGGGAUUAGAUGUAGUUGGUCCUUUAGACAAGUCUUCAAAGGGCUACUUGUAUAUCUUGGCUGCCACUUUUUCCAAAUGGGCAGAAGCUACACCUUAUAAACAUGUGAAAAAGGAAACAGUGGUUGAUUUCAUCAAAUCGAACAUUAUCUAUCGAUAUGGUGUCCCUCAAUACAUUAUCACUAAUAAUGGGACGAAUUUCAAAAAUAGUUGGGUAACUGACCUUUAUGAGAAGUUUGGUUUCAAACAACGUAAGUCCUCCAUGUACAAUGCCCCUGCCAAUGGUCUCGCGGAAGCAUUCGAUAAAACUCUUUGUGAGUUAUUGAAGAACGUCGUCAACUAG